CUCAAAAAGAAAAAAGAAAAAAAGAGAGAUCUGAUUUCGAAUGGAAGAAGAUCGAGCUUAAGCUCUCUUGGAAUCCCUUCGCUCACUUCGUCUCAGAACCUCCUCUACUUUCACUUCCGGCUCUCGAUUUUCAGGUCGAGGAAGGUCUCGCCGACCUUGUCGCCGGUGAAGGAAAGGACGGGGAUGGUGGCGGUUAGGGUUAGGGGUCGGUUGUCGCCGCCGAGGCUGAACCCAAGCCGGCUUCUGAUUCCGGGAAGCCGUUCAGCGUCAUCGUGGAGUUUAGUAACUGGCGGAAGCAGCCUCAUUUGGCUGAGGCCGUGGCGGCGAUUCGGGCCUUGGCGUCUGUUAUAAGUUCCAGCGAGGCCCUGAUGGAGCUCAAGAAGGCUUCUGAUUCCCUAAAGGUUUGAGACAUGUCGUCUGAUUUCAAGUUAGAGGGAGUUAAAAGCCAUGAAAUUAAGGACCCAGAAGUUGGUUCUCCAAAUGGAAUACAUAAUAUUCUUGCAGAGCGAAGAACUUUGACUCUCAUUGACAGUUUGAAAUACGUAAAUAUUGCAAUGGUGACCAUUCUGAAGAAUGUGACAAAUAUUUUAACAGCACUGGGAGAAUUAUUUAUGUUUCUGAUGAUUAUCCCUGCUAUCAGCAGUGGCAUUACAGAUAUCUCCUUUGACACUGUAGGCUAUGCUUGGCAAUUUUCAACUUGCAUACUAACAGCAAGCUACUCAAUUGAUAUUGGUGAAGGGAGUGGAGAAUUCAAAUGCCUGCCAGAGUGCCAGGUCCUGCACUGUAUUUGUGAAGAGGAUCAUAGGCAUCCCUGGACUCCCAUCUUUGGUUCAGGGGCUUGAGGUUGGAUCUCAAUUUUGCAUGUCCCUGUCUUGGUGCCCCAGAUUCGGAACACAGUCACAUAGGAAAACAAGGCUCUAUGAUGUACGACUUCUUUAUGGGAAAUGGUUGGCAUGUGGCAUCAUAUCAGCCCCUUCAAGUAAUCAUGUAAUAAAUCUGAAGACAAUUCUAAUCUAGCUAGCAUGUUCUAUAUUUGAAAACAGGUUUAAUUAUACUAGGAUUUUGUAAUAUGAAGUUAUUUAAUUGAUAUAAUUUAUUA
Messenger RNA from Rosa rugosa (rugosa rose), 1099 nucleotides. RefSeq names its product GDP-mannose transporter GONST1-like. NCBI's taxonomy places the organism in Eukaryota, Viridiplantae, Streptophyta, Magnoliopsida, Rosales, Rosaceae. The record is from RefSeq and is a predicted model, not a curated record. The transcript has 8 exons. Bases 411 to 842 code for a protein of 143 amino acids.